This is a messenger RNA of Parasteatoda tepidariorum (common house spider), 750 nucleotides long. Lineage: Eukaryota; Metazoa; Arthropoda; Arachnida; Araneae; Theridiidae. The record is from RefSeq and is a predicted model, not a curated record.
AUGACCAAUGAAACAGGAAGAGUUUCAUUCAAAACUAAUCAGUUUGGAAUUAUUGGUUUACUUCAGAGAAAGUACAAUAAUAUCCCUUAUCAGUCAUGGGAGCUGGUACACGGAAAGAAUCCAAAUUCAGCAUCCCUAAUAAUCAGUGGAAUGCACGUUUCUCUCAAAAUUCAAAUAAAUAAAGAUGGUUGUGCGAUUGAAAACAUUGAACAAGAUGGGAAAUCUCUAUUUUCUGAUUCUUAUCUGAUGUGGAUGGAACCCGAAGAUUUAUUAAAGAAACUGCUAUACAUGGGUAUUAAUAUAAUAGUAGAAAGAGAUAUUCACAAGUACGUAGAAGUCAUUCAUAAAAAUGCUGAGUUUGAAAACUGGUGUUAUUCUUGCAUGGCCAUAUCUUGUCAUGCAUUUAAUUUUUAUUGGAGUAGAUGGAAUGCUGUGGUUGGUUCUGAUCAGUUCGUCUUGAAAUACAACACAGGUGGAAAUAAUGAGGGGAAGUAUAAUCAUGUAUUGCUCACACCAGAAAGUGCAAUGGAAAUUAAAUGCACAGAAAGUAAUGCGAAAUUUUGUGAUGAGCCUGUAGAAGGACAAAAAUAUUACAGUAAUUUGUAUAAUAUGUUGAUUGGAAGAAACGGCAUUCCUGAUGAUGAAAUCGACUUCAAGUUCGCCAACAAAGGUGAUCGUGGACUUGAUGGAUUUCCUGGACCAAAAGUGAGUUAUUCUUUGAUGAUGUUUUUCCAUUAUUUUACAUAUUAA